AUGGCCACGCAGAGCCGGGACGCGGCCCGUGGGCCGCGGAGGGUGGCGGGGCGAGGGUUGCCCAUCCCCUCCAAGGCCAAUGGCACCACCAUUCCCACCCUGUCCAUGAACAAAGAUGGCCUGAUCGGAGGGGUGACGAAUCCCAACGAGGUCUUCUGCUCCGUGCCUGGCCGCCUCUCCCUGCUCAGCUCCACCUCCAAGUACAAGGUGACGGUCGGGGAGGUGCAGAGGAGGCUCUCACCCCCCGAGUGUCUCAACGCCUCCCUCCUGGGAGGGGUCCUCCGCAGAGCAAAAUCAAAAAACGGGGGUCGGUGUUUAAGGGAAAGGUUAGAGAAAAUUGGAUUAAACCUGCCUGCAGGAAGGCGCAAAGCGGCCAACGUCACCCUGCUGACCUCCCUGGUGGAAGGUGAAGCUGUUCACCUGGCUCGGGAUUUUGGGUACGUGUGUGAGACGGAGUUCCCAGCCAAGGAGGCAGCCGAGUACCUGUGCCGACAGCACUCCGACCCCGCGGAGCUCCACACCAGGAAAAACAUGCUGCUGGCUACCAAGCAAAUUUGCAAAGAGUUUGCAGACUUGAUAGCCCAGGACCGGUCGCCGCUGGGGAACAGCCGCCCCUCCCUCAUCCUGGAGCCCGGAGUCCAGAGCUGCUUGACCCACUUCAGCCUGAUCACCCACGGCUUCGGGGGCCCGGCCAUCUGUGCAGCGCUCACCGCCUUCCAGAACUACCUGGUGGAGUCCCUGAAGGGGCUGGAUAAAAUGUUCCUGAACAGCACGGGGAACGGGCACACGGCCGGGGACUCCAAAGCGUCAGAAAAAGAAGUGAAGCAUCGGAAAUAA
Chaetura pelagica (chimney swift) is the source of this 837-nucleotide messenger RNA. It is a transcript of the gene TFAP2E, whose product is annotated as transcription factor AP-2 epsilon (activating enhancer binding protein 2 epsilon). Lineage: Eukaryota; Metazoa; Chordata; Aves; Apodiformes; Apodidae. Gene Ontology annotation, cellular component: nucleus. The transcript is spliced from 5 exons. Gene Ontology annotation, biological process: anatomical structure development; regulation of transcription by RNA polymerase II; regulation of cell population proliferation. Bases 1 to 837 code for a protein of 278 amino acids. Gene Ontology annotation, molecular function: RNA polymerase II transcription regulatory region sequence-specific DNA binding; DNA-binding transcription factor activity, RNA polymerase II-specific. The record is from RefSeq and is a predicted model, not a curated record.